Molecule: messenger RNA, 2751 nt
Organism: Closterium sp. Naga37s-1
Lineage: Eukaryota; Viridiplantae; Streptophyta; Zygnematophyceae; Desmidiales; Closteriaceae
Source: the annotation of a GenBank genome assembly
AUGGGGAACGCGGAACAGAAGGGGCAUGUGACAGUAACGGAAGAAGGGGAGCAUGUGAUUAUAACGGAGGCGGCAGAGCGCGACGGGAUCUGGGCCGUCGACGGCGAAGGAAGUGGGGACGGGGACGUGGGUGUACAGGUGGAUGCUUACGUGGACGCUGACGUGGAUGACGCUGACGUGGACGCGUUCAGCGAGGACAUGCACCUGCUGUGGGACGUUUUGGCGAUCGACGACGCAGCGCAAAGGGCGGCGCGAAUGGCGGAGCUGGGCUACGAGGUUUAUAUCGAGGAUGGACUGGAAGGAUACAGGAAAGCGGGAGUCGAAGAUUCGACUAACAGCGCGAUUCCCGCCCCUCUGCCGGGAAACGCGCUAGAUGCGCGGCUGGCGGAAGAAGCGGCGGAGAGACGACAGCUGGAGCAGCGACUCGAGUCGGCUCAGAAAGCUGUCGGCGCGCUGCUGACGUGUCUGAAGCGUGUUCGCCACGUGCUCGAGGCGCCAGGGGAUGGGCGGACGAGAGGAGAGGGGGAGCGGGAGGGGAAGGGAGGCGCGCAGGAGGUGACGGGAGGCGCGCAUGGGGGGAAGGGAGGCGGAGGGGAGAUUAAGCUGGAGUGGGCGAUGGUGGAGUGUGUAUCGACCAUGGCGGCUAUAGAAGCGCGAGUGGCGCAGCAGAGACAGGCGGAGCACAGGCAGGCACAGCCCAGGCAGGCGCAGCGGGAGGGAAGGGCGGGGGGUGAAGUGUGGGGCGAGGGGGGUGGUGGUCGGGGAGCGGGGAAGAUUGAGGCGAUUCGGGAAACUGGGGAUGGGGCAAACGGAGGGGGUGGAUUGGCAGUGACUGGCCGGAUGGAGGAGGGGAGUGAGGUGGGGGGAGUGGGAGGUAGGGGGAGAGCGGGGGGGGCGCAAGGAGUGGGGGGAAUGGGAGGAGUUGGAGGGGCAGAGGGAGUGCAAGAGAUGAGGGAGAGUGAGCUGUUGAGAGAGGUGAGUGAGGUGAGGCGGGAGAACGAGGCACUAAAACAGCUGCUGCUGCUGGCGUUUCAAGGGCAAGGAGCGGCUGAUCUGCCCCAGCUGCUACCACAGCUGCUAGCUCAGUCCCACAUCCCCCCAGAACCGGCAGAAAAAGUAGCAUACGCAGCAGAAACAGCACUUGCAGCAACCAUGAGUACAGAGACAACCACAGAUGGCAGCACUGCAGCUACCAGCAGUAGUGAUGCCGGCACAGGCACUGAUACCACUGCCACCUCCACACCCUCCUGCGCUCGCUCUCCUUCUCCCGUCACACUGCCAAGCCUGAUUCCACCGCGCAUACCACUCGCCACGCCUCACCCCAUACCACCCGCCACGCCUCCCCCCAUGCCUCCCAUCAGCCGGCAAUGCUCCGAUCCCUGUCCAGCAGGCCCCUGGGCAAAUGGCUUCGAUGGGCCGAUGCCGAUGGGGGGAAGCGGGCGGAUGAUGUGUUGUGCUGUUUCUGCUGCUGCUGCUGAUGAUGAUGGUGCUGCUGCUGCUGCUGCUGCUGCUGAUGAUGAUAGUGCUGCUGCUGCUGAUCGUGCUGUUGCAGCAGAUGAAAGUUCAGCUGCUGCUGAUGUUUCUGCUGCUCCUGAUAGUUCUGCUGCUGCUGAUAUUUCUGUUGCUGUUAAUAGUUCUGCUGCUGCUCAUAUGUUGGCUGCUGCUGCUGAUAGUUCUGCUGCUGCUGCUGAUAGUUCUGCUGCUGCUGCUGAUAAGGCAGGCGGCAAGCAGGAGCAGGAGGAGGCGAGUGACAUGCCACACGAGUCAGGCCCCGUUCAACCAGAAGGAGAGGGCGAGGGAAAGGCGCAGAGGGAGGAAACCAGGCAGAUGGAUGAUAGGGAGCCAAGGGAGGAAACGGUGAAGAAGGAUGAAGCGGAGGUACAAAGGGAUGGGGAUAGUGGAGCAGGAGUACCGACGGCAAAUGGGGAAGCAAGGGAGAGUGCGGGGGAACGCGAGCCUGCAGCGUCCAGCCACUCCAGCAGCCCAACCCAGCAUGAUGACGCUCAUUCCUCACAUGUGAACAGUGAUACCAAGACCAACCAUUCCCAUUCCCAUACCCAUUCCUCACAUCCGCACUUCUCGCACCCUCACUUGCCACGUCUGCCGCUCAGUAGCACCUUCUGCCUUCCCAGCAGGUUACACAAGGCGAAUCCAGACAAUCCUGAUGGUCCCGACACAGCACGCCACGUCAGCUGCUUUUCUGGUGAGAGUGGUGCUGACUCAGCAGGCCACGUCAGCUGCUUUGCUGGCGAGAAUGGCGCUGACUCAGCAGGCAUCGUCAGCUGCUUCGGAGGUGGCAGUAAGAGCAGCAGCAGCAGCGGAAACCAGCACACACCAAGACCAAAACGAGGAGGAUCGUUCAGGGAAAAUCGCACAGGGACUAGAAUCUUUCUCAGAAGAAAUGCAAGCGAGCGGGUUUCUGGCACUUCCCCUCCUAGCUCUCUGCACCCUGUAUCAGGCAGCGUGCCUCUUGUCGAGUCGGAUCAAAAGGCACCGGUGCAACCUGCCUCCUCACUGCCAGCCAGCCACCCGCACCCUGCCACAGCUGCUGCCCCUUUGCCGGUGACAAGCGCAGCAGAGGGAAGAGGGCCUCUUGAUUCCAGUCAGCAAUCACUUUCUGGUCCCAAACCCAGCGACCCGCAGUCUGCUGCUGCCGCUUUGCCGUUGUCAGGCACAGCAGCAGGAAAAGGGCCCCGACGACUGGCGAAGGGGGCGGAGCAGGAGGUGCAGCAGCAGGACGUCCAGCAGUAA